Periophthalmus magnuspinnatus is the source of this 4174-nucleotide messenger RNA. RefSeq names its product DENN/MADD domain containing 2C (gene dennd2c). NCBI's taxonomy places the organism in Eukaryota, Metazoa, Chordata, Actinopteri, Gobiiformes, Gobiidae. The record is from RefSeq and is a predicted model, not a curated record. The transcript has 20 exons. Bases 534 to 3218 code for a protein of 894 amino acids.
UUCUGAACGGGGGCGGCGAAGAGGAGCAGAGAAGAGCUGUGCUUUUCUCAUUUUCCCAGCGCAAUCUCUCCGUCGUGUGUAGUUAGGUUUCAUUUGGACAUUAGUUUUGUAACAUACAAAGUCAGUUUUCUUAAAAGUUAACUUAGCUAUAAGUUCUUAAACUCCAAAAUGCUAUGAACUCAGUGAAUGUGGAUUUCACGUGUUUGCGCUUUUCAUUUCACCAGACUAGAGAUGAAUCUUGAAGUCACGAAUUGCUUUUAGCGGCUCGCUAACCUUUGAGAUUAUAAAAGUGCAUUCCACACCCUUUUGCAACAAAGAGUGGAAGAUGUCAUGUUAGCCGGAGCAUUACUCAUCAGAAGCGCAGACUAACCGCUAAUGGACUAGUCAUUUUAAGGUUGUUUACAUGAGAAGAGAGGAAAGAAAAUGACACGGUGACCAAUGAUAUCAUCUGCUUUAAUUAAGAACAGAUAAACUGGCCUUUUCUGGACUGCAAUGGAGGAGUGAGGGUGCUUGGACACUUGCCCCCUCCAAACAUGCUAGCCCUGAGGCAGAAACAGAGCGGUCGAGAGGGUGGACAUUGUCCUCAAAAGGGGGCCAAAAUUGGACUUCAGACAGGACGCCCGCCACUACAGGAACAGGGUCUGAACAUCAGGGAGAAGAUCUCGCAGUGGGAAGGACGUAGCCAGCAGAAUCAGCGUCAAGACAUGAAAAUAAAUGCACCAGUUGUGUCUCGAGACUACAAUGGCAAUGGAGUUUACAAUACAAAGACUAACAUUUCAAAUACAGGCGUAGGAUUGGACUUUCGGGAAGUGAAUUUAAAGCCUACCACAGCUGGGAGGAGGUCGGAAACCGUUCGAAAAUACUCUACAGAGUUGAUAAUCCUCCAACCAGAAAGCAAAAAUGCAUUGCAAGGCAUUAAAUCAGAAACCUUAGCUACACAAACUUAUACUACAAAUGCAAAAUUAUCAUGUGUUAUGGAUAUUGAACUUGAAUCCAAACCUCUACCUCCAUCGGGAAAUGAGGAAGAAGACGGAAUGCCUGCAGGGAAUUUUUACACUUCUAGAGGAUUCUGGAGAAAACUGGAAGGAGACCGGUUAAUGUGGGAGCAAGGAAAGGGGUCCACAGGUGAGACUCUGGCUCCUCCCAAACCGCAGCGCACAUUCCUGUAUGAUGGACCCAAAGACCGCAACAGAGCGCGUGCACAAACCAGUCCCUGCAGGAUGGCCAAUCAGAGAGGUAGCAGAAAGCUACGCCCACCUGACUUCCCGCCUCCUCCCUGUCCAGUCUCAAGGACCAAUGGGAUUUCCAGACACAAAAAGAACAGGAAGUCUUUUGAGUACGAGGAUGCGGAACGACUCACAGCCAAGCAGGGCACGCAGGGAGGAGAAGCCAGGAACUCCAGCUUAUAUCACGCCUACUCUGAUGACAACAUUUACGAGGACAUUGUCUGUGAAAUGGAGAUAGACGACCCGUAUGAGGACAUCAAAAUGUCCCCCAUGUGUCUUCCUAUCGGCAGGCCUCCAGUGCCAAAGCUUCCUCCAAAACCACAAACUCUGCAAGCCAAUUCCAAACUGGACAAGAGGCGACUGUCUGCCCAACCACCUUCCAAAGCACUGACCCUCUCUGAAGGCCUUAAAAUGCCUCGCCGGUCCAGCACGCAGAAGGGCAUGCGCACUCCCCAGUAUGUCAACAAGAUCGAGACCAUAUUUGACGAAAGGAGAGGCAGAAAGCGAGUGAAGGGCGUCCCGGUCCGGGAGGAGACCAGCGGCACAGAAAGUGACCCUGAAGACGCUUCCAAAGAAGGCUCCAGGAGAUUGGUUUACAGGCAGUCCACUCUGAAGCGCCGACCCGGGUACCGCACCCUGGAGCGAGACCUCCUCCAGCACCAGCAGCAGCAGCUCUUCCAGAUCUUCGUGGUGGUGUCACUCCGAAAGGGGCCCCAGGGAAACACCUACUACCCUGAAAUUACACAACAGUUCCCCAAGAUGUUUGACAAGGCGUCGAGGCUGUCUAAGGAGGCAGAGGACCAGCUCAAGGUUAUUCCUAAGUUUUGUUUCCCGGACGCUCAAGACUGGAAACCCUCUGCAUACAUGCCGAGUGAGACAUUCUCUUUUGUCCUGACUGGAGAGGAUGGCAGCCGCUGGUUUUGUUACUGCCGGAAGAUUUUGCCAAGUGGAAAAGGUAAAAGACUGCCUGAGGUACACUGUAUUGUCAGCAAGCUGGGCUGUUUCAACCUAUUUGCUAAGAUUUUAGAGGAAGUGGAGAGGCGCAGAGAGCUUUCCAAUGCCCUGGUUUACCCCUUCAUGCGCAGUGUAAUGGAGGCCCCAUUUCCUGCUCCUGGAAGAACUGUCAGUCUGAAGAGCUUCCUCCCUGGGACAGGGAAUGAGGUGCUGACCCUGACCCGGCCAGUGGACUCCAGACUGGAGCAUGUGGACUUCGACAGCCUUUUACAGUGUCUGAGUGUGGGCCGACUAUUGCAGGUCUUUGCCUCUCUGCUGCUGGAGAGGAGGGUCAUCUUCAUCGCAGAUAAACUCAGUGUCCUCUCCCUUUGUGGUCAUGCGGCUCUUGCCCUCUUAUACCCAUUCACCUGGCAGCACACAUUUGUACCUGUGUUACCGGCCAGUAUGUUGGACAUUAGCUGCUCUCCCACUCCUUUCCUUAUCGGAGUGCUAUCCCCCUGUCUACCAGAGCUAUUGGAGCUGCCCAUUGAGGAGGUGCUGAUAGUGGAUCUGUGCUCCGACAGGUUUGUGGUUCAGAUUGGUGAUGAAGACUGCAUCUUGCCCAGUAAGCUCCAGGCAGCUUUACAGCAGAUCCUGGAGGAGAGGGAAGCCAUUCGGAAGCAGGACACUAAUGGAGAGGACCAGGUUGACCUGAGCUCCCUGGUGUCCGAGGCAUUUGUGCGUUUCUUUGUGGAGCUGGUGGGGCACUAUCCUCUGCAUAUGGUGGAGUCAGCCAAUGGCACCAAAGAACUCCAGAGAGACAACUUCAGGAAGUCCCAUCCGUCCAGAGGAGUGAGGCAGCUCCUUCAGCUCUUCAUGGAAACGCAGAUGUUUGCAGGCUUCAUCCAGGACAAGGAGAUGCGCAAAGGAACUGGGCGAGGUCUUUUUGAAAUGCGGGUGGUAGAGUACCUGGAAUCCUACCCGGAGCCAGCGCCUAGUGGAGUGAACAAGUUCCUCAAAGGACUGGGAAACAAAAUGAAGCUCUUGCAGAUUAAAUGAGAAGAGUUGGAGAGUGGCCAGCUGAAUGAAACCUACUGCUGCUGGACCUGCUCUGAGUCAUAGCAGGUCAAUGGAUUCUAGUUUAGAAGUGUGUGAAACAAAUGCACUUUGGAGAGGACCAAACAUUCCUGCGUUCAUGUGAGGUCUUUGUAUUUUUUUCAUUUUUCACAAUGACAUCGUGUUCAAGAGGUUUCAUCUUUGACCUUUUUGUAUAAACAAGUUAGUUAUUUUUAAAAGAAAAUUAUAGGAUCAUACUUGUUUUAACAAACAGAGCUACCUAAUACUGUUUGAUAACUUGAAACUUGAAGUAGGAAUAGUAGUUAAUUAGUUUGACCUUUCUGUCUUGUAUUUUGCAAUCCUUGUGUCCCAUGAAGCAGCCUUUUUGUAGUCUGUCUAAAUCAAUAUUGUGCAGUUUGAUAAGCCUGGUUUGGAUCUGAGUGAAAAUCAGGCCAUUUGUAAUAAUUUUCUGUUACUACUGGCUAGUGACCAUAAUGCAUACCCACUGCUCCACCGCCACCUCUUUUUUUUUUUUUUUUUUUACCUGAAUUGUAUGUUGUAGCUUUAAGAUACAGCAAUGUUUCUGUUUUAGAUAGAUUUACGAGGACCACAUAAAUGCAUGUCAUUCCUUGCAAUACAUUACUGCAUGUGAUCAAAUCUCAGAUGGUAACAGUUUAUUUUAUGUUUUGUAAUUGUAAAUACUACAUUUAUGUACAUUUCAGUAUUUUCUUUCCUUUCAUCCUCUUGUUUAUUUACUCUCAACAUUUCAAAGGGCUCACACUCAUUAGUACAAAUUUGUAUUUUUUUAAAUAUUUUUUUUAUCCCCAUCUUCCUGUGGAUGUAAAUACUUAGAGAUGUUACACAUUGAAAAUAAUUGUACAGUAUUUUUAAUAUUUUUGUAAGAAAGCACAAGGACUCUUGUAAAAUCUGUAAAUAAAUGCGGGUCCAAGGACACUGUU